Lithohypha guttulata is the source of this 768-nucleotide messenger RNA. RefSeq lists its product as uncharacterized. The transcript has 2 exons. Gene Ontology annotation, cellular component: membrane. The coding region runs from base 1 to 768 and encodes 255 amino acids. The record is from RefSeq and is a predicted model, not a curated record. Lineage: Eukaryota; Fungi; Ascomycota; Eurotiomycetes; Chaetothyriales; Trichomeriaceae.
AUGAGCUCCACAGGCAGCCACGGCCGUGCUCCUCACGCAAGUGCAAUUGGAUUUGUGUUCAGUGGAGGAUGGAACAAAACCAAGGAAUACCACGAGCAAAAACAGAGAGCUGCCGGAAAGCCAGGAAGUGCCCAUGUAGGGCCUGCAGGUGGACAGGAACCACGAAGUGCGGUGCAGGGCCUGGAUAUUUCCUUUUGCCCAACCUCGAAUCGGGCCAAAGACCUGGUCCUAUUAGGUAUCAUAGCAAAUUACGCUGCAGUCACAGCCGAUACACUGUCUUCUGAGCUGGGCAUAUUGUCGCGAUCCAAGCCAAGUUUCAUCUUGCAACCCUGGAUUACAGUCCCUCCAGGCACAAAUGGAGGUGUCACUUUUACGGGAAUAUUAGCGGGAGGUGCAGGUGCUACCGUUAUUGGGGCAGUGUCUGCGCUGUUGCUCCCAGCUCCUGGCUCUGGAACGCUCAAGGACUAUCUUGGCCUUAUCCUGCUCACCGGUGGCUGGGGUACACUCGGAAGUGCUCUAGACAGCAUCCUUGGCGCAUUACUACAGGCAUCCGUCAUCGAUAGACGUAGUGGCAAGGUUGUCGAGGCACCAAAUGGUGGGAGAGUGCUAGUGCUUGCAAAGGAGGCAAGUACACAGCAGGCUAAAGAUAAAGGCAAUCCAAGUAGAGCAAUCGGGAGCGGCAGAGACAUACUGGACAACAACCAGGUGAACUUUGUCAUGGCGGCUACCAUGACUUUAGGUGCUAUAGGUCUUGCAUCUGUGUUAUAA